UUACACUCAAAAUAAUGAAAAUUUUAACAACUCGUUUGACCACAGUCAGCACAGUAUUCAUCUCAUUCGGCGCCAUUUUGGUUGCCGGGUUAUCAGCUAAGGAGAUGAGUGCACUCAAGCACUUCCUUGAAAGUAUCGAGACCGUUGGCACGACAGAAACGGGCCCGACGAAGGAAGAAAUAACUCAUGAUUUGGCUGUCGGUCUGGGCCUAAAAAACUCCGCCGGUCUGCUGUACAAGUACUCACCUGACGCCAAAAUCGCUUACAGUACGAUGUACGACUCGCUUCUGUUUCUUUCAGUCAGUGGGGUUUCGGACUUGGUUCAGAAAAAACAGCUCGCCAAAGUCAUUAAAUACUUUGAAAUCUCGCUUAUCGACUAAACAGGCAAAAGUAAAAUAAAAAACAUCUUUUUG
This is a messenger RNA of Kickxella alabastrina, 413 nucleotides long. RefSeq lists its product as uncharacterized. The transcript has a single exon. Bases 15 to 380 code for a protein of 121 amino acids. The record is from RefSeq and is a predicted model, not a curated record. NCBI's taxonomy places the organism in Eukaryota, Fungi, Kickxellomycota, Kickxellomycetes, Kickxellales, Kickxellaceae.